Messenger RNA from Diorhabda carinulata, 681 nucleotides. RefSeq lists its product as uncharacterized. The transcript has 2 exons. Lineage: Eukaryota; Metazoa; Arthropoda; Insecta; Coleoptera; Chrysomelidae. The record is from RefSeq and is a predicted model, not a curated record. Bases 58 to 489 code for a protein of 143 amino acids.
UUUAUGUAAAUGCCACGCGAGGUAUUUCAUCUCAAAAAUAGUGUACUGAACUAACUGAUGGAUUUUUUUGCAUUAACAUCUUAUGGGUUUUCAAGCCCCAUCAAAGAUAUGAUAAGACCUGACUACAUAGAACCGCAGGCUCCUCCGAAAAAUCCAUUAGAUGCCGAAACCAAAAUUAAACAAACCCUUUCAGAGAGAAUCAAAGAGCUUGAUUGUUAUCUUGGACAUGCAGAUGGAUAUUCCUAUAGAUCGUACGAAAGGCUUAGCAAAUCUAGGAGAAAAUAUGUUAUUAAACCUGACGGACCAAUAGAUAUGUAUAAUUAUCCAGGCACUACUCUUAUGCAGAUAGGUUGGUGGGUAACUGAUCCAAUCUUAAAAGAAAGUGACUGGCAAAAGACUAGAGAGUUCCAUCCACGUCCAAACUCUGAUUUAAGUCGAUAUAUCGAAAUAUGUAUGAAAAAGGACAAAGCUUUCAAGCCGUCUUCGUAGGAUAUUCCAGUUAUUUAUACAGGGUGUUUGAUUAAUAUUUCGAAAUAUUAAUUGCGAUUCCAACUCAUUGCUGAGUUAUAUAGAAUAAAUUUUGAUCUCAGAAUUCAACAGCUGAAAUAUUUUCAAUUAUUAAUGAAACUCUCUGUGAUGUACAAAAAUAAAGUCCAAAAAUGUAAUACAUUUUCGAAUAUA